Malassezia sympodialis ATCC 42132 is the source of this 1095-nucleotide messenger RNA. RefSeq lists its product as uncharacterized. Gene Ontology annotation, molecular function: GTPase activity; GTP binding. Lineage: Eukaryota; Fungi; Basidiomycota; Malasseziomycetes; Malasseziales; Malasseziaceae. The transcript has 2 exons. Bases 1 to 1095 code for a protein of 364 amino acids. The record is from RefSeq and is a predicted model, not a curated record.
AUGUCUUUCUUCGUGCACGCUUUUGACUGUCGUCUCGCCAAGAUGAAAAACAAGGCCACGGCCUACCAUCUGGGCCAGCUGCGUGCGAAGCUCGCCAAGCUGAAGCGUGAGCUUAUUACGCCGAGUGGCGGCGGUGGCGGCGGCGGCGGCAUUGGGUUCGAUGUGGCGCGCACGGGUAUUGCGAGUGUGGGCUUCGUCGGCUUCCCGUCCGUCGGCAAGUCGACGCUCAUGUCAGGCCUCACCGGCACGACCUCUGAGGCGGCGGCAUACGAGUUCACGACACUGACGACGGUGCCAGGCACGAUGACCGUGCGUGGGGCCAAGAUCCAGAUCCUCGAUCUGCCGGGUAUUAUCGAGGGAGCGAAGGACGGCAAGGGUCGUGGUCGCCAGGUGAUUGCGGUGGCGCGCACCUGCAAUCUGAUCUUUAUCGUGCUGGACGUGGGCAAACCGCUGCACGACAAGCAGAUCCUGGAGGCGGAGCUGGAGGGCUUUGGCAUCCGGCUGAACAAGAAGCCGCCGAAUGUGAUUGUGAAGAAGAAGGACAAGGGUGGCCUGGCCAUCACCAACACUGUGCCGCUGACCAAGCUGGACCACGAUGAGAUCAAGGCUGUCAUGUCCGAGUACCGCAUCUCGAAUGCGGACAUCGCGUUCCGCGAGGACGUGUCCGUGGAGGAGCUGAUCGAUGUGAUCGAAGGCAACCGCAUUUAUAUCCCGUGCAUCUACGUGCUGAACAAAAUUGACUCGAUCUCGAUUGAGGAGCUCGACCUGCUGUACAAGAUCCCCAACUCGGUGCCCAUCUCGUCGCGCAUGUGGCUGAACGUUGACGAGCUCGUCGACAAGAUGUGGGAGGAGCUCGAUCUUGUGCGCGUAUAUACGAAGCCGCGCAAGAGCCCGCCCGACUACACGUCGCCGGUCGUGCUGCGCCGCGGCAAGUGCACCGUCGAGGACUUUUGCAAUGCGAUCCACCGCGAAAUCUUCAAGCAGUUCAAGUGUGCGGUGGUGUGGGGCACCUCGGCGAAGCACCCCCGUGGCCAGCGCGUGGGCGGCGACCACGUUUUGGAAGACGAAGACUGCGUUACGAUCUUCAAGCGAUAG